This is a messenger RNA of Penicillium daleae, 1470 nucleotides long. RefSeq names its product annexin. NCBI's taxonomy places the organism in Eukaryota, Fungi, Ascomycota, Eurotiomycetes, Eurotiales, Aspergillaceae. The transcript is spliced from 2 exons. The record is from RefSeq and is a predicted model, not a curated record. Gene Ontology annotation, molecular function: calcium ion binding; calcium-dependent phospholipid binding. Gene Ontology annotation, cellular component: cytoplasm. The coding region runs from base 1 to 1470 and encodes 489 amino acids.
AUGUCGUAUCAAUAUCCGCCUAAUCAACAACAAGCGCCCUACGGCUAUCCCCAGGGUGCACCUCCUCAAGGCCCUCCCCAGGGCUAUCAACAGGGCCCUCCCCAGGGCUACCAACAGGGCUAUCAACAGCCUCCGCAUCCUCAACAACAAUACGGCCCUCCUCAGGGUGCGCCCCAUGGUGGCCCUCCUCCGCAGGGUCACUAUCCUCCACCGCAGGGCUACGGCCAGCCCCCUCCUCAGCAACAGCAGGGCUACUACGGCGCUCCUUCACCUCAACCGCCGGCGCCGUAUGGUGCGCCCCCGGCCCAUCAUUCCGGAUAUCCUCCCCAGCACCAACCGCCGCAGCAGCCAUACGGCCAACCCCCACCGGGCCAGCAAUAUCCUCCCCAACACGGCCAACCGCCGCAUGGCCAACCGCCGCAUGGCUAUGCCCCUCCACAGGGACCACCUCAUGGCGCUCCUAUGCACGGUGUGCCCGGCGCAUACGGGGCUCCCAUGGGAGCUCCAGCUCCACCAUCGCUAGGUUACGUCCCCGGCCAAGUCGCACCAGGCGACUUCCGAGCAGAAGCAGAUGCCCUCCGUAAAGCGAUGAAGGGCUUCGGCACAGACGAAAGGGCCCUGAUCCAGGUCCUAUCUCGUCUGGAUCCUCUCCAAAUGGCCGGCGUGCGCGCCGCAUACUCCAAGCACAUCGGCCGCGAUCUGUACAAGGACGUCAAGUCCGAGACAGGCGGGCACCUUGAACAGGGUCUCCUCGCCGUGAUUGAAGGCCCGCUCAUGUACGACGUAGCCUGCGUCCACGAAGCCGUCAAGGGCGCCGGCACCAAAGAAUGGCUGUUGAACGACAUCCUCCUCGGCCGAUCCAACGCCGACCUCCAGGCCAUCCUGGCUGCCUACCACCGCACCUACCACCGCCAACUAACCCGCGACGUCGAAGACGACCUCUCCUUCAAAACAGCCGAGCUCUUCAAGAACGUCCUCCGCGCAACCCGCCACGAAGACUCCGUCCCGAUCAACCCGCAAGCCAUCGAAGCCGAAGUGCGCACCCUGCACGACUCCACCGCCGCCCGCAUGGUCAACAAUGUCAUCGAGGUAUGUGGGAUCUUUGUGCGGUCGUCGAAUACGGAGCUGCGCGAGAUAGACCGUGCGUUCCAGGCGCGGUAUCAUACGCCGCUGGACAAGCAUGUUGAGAAGGAGUUCUCGGGGCAUAUGGAGGAUGCGCUGUUGCAUAUGUUGCGGACGGCGACGGAUCCGGCGAUGCGGGAUGCGAUUCUGUUGGAGGAGUGUAUGGCGGGGAUGGGGACGAAGGAUGAGAGGUUGGUUGUUAGGGUUGUGAGGGUUCAUUGGGAUCGGCAGCAUAAGGAGAUGGUUAAGAGGGCGUACAGGCAUCGCUUUGGGAAGGAUUUGAUUGCUCGUGUGCGCGAGGAGACCUCUGGGGAUCUUGAGAAGUUGAUGGUUGCCUUGUUGGAGUAG